ACUCUUUCUUUUUUAAUUAGACCUAUGGAAACCGUCAGAUUGUGUUGGAGAAAGAGGAAACGGAAGAACUGAAGAGAUUUGAUUCCCCAGGUUUGAUCCUGAUUGGUUUUAAACCAUUGGUGAUGCUGAAACAGCACCACUACAUCAAGCCUGCCCAGUUCAUCUAUCCUGAAGAAUCCUUCAUUAGUGGGAGCACAACUCUGUUUAAUGCCUUGCUGACCAAGUGCCUGGAAAAAGAGGUAAUGGCAUUAUGCAGGUACACCCCCCGCCGGAACACUCCUCCCCGCUUUGUGGCCCUGGUCCCCCAGAAAGAGGAGCUGGAUGAACAGAAAAUGCAGACAGCCCCUCCAGGUUUCCACCUUAUUUUCCUGCCUUAUGCAGAUGACAAACGGAAAGUUGACUUCACAGAAAAGGUUCCAGCCAAUCAAGAACAGGUGGACAAAAUGAAGGAAAUAAUUCAGAAGCUUCGGUUCAAGUACAGGAAUGACAGCUUUGAGAAUCCAGUUCUGCAGCAACAUUUUAGAAACUUGGAGGCUUUGGCACUGGACUUGUUAGAGCCUGAACAAGCUGAGGAUCUGACAUUGCCUAAAGUUGAGGCGAUGAACCACAGACUGGGUGAUCUGGUGGAGCAGUUUAAGCAGCUGGUUUAUCCUCCUGACUACAAUCCCGAGGGGAAGACUGUGAAGCGGAAACAAGGAGAAAGUGCUGGCCAAACAGAGAAGAAGGCCAAGAUGGAAAUAUCAGAGGAUGAGCUUAGGAGCCACAUAAAGAAAGGCACUUUGGGUAAAUUCACUGUGCCUGUUCUGAAGGAAGCAUGCAGGGUUUAUGGACUGAAAGGUGGUGGGAAGAAGCAAGAACUUCUAGAUGCACUCACUGAGUAUUUCAGCAAAUUCUAACCAGGAACUGAGGCCUCUGACAGGUGACUCUUCUGCUUAAAGCUUCAGUCGGUAUACUCAUCUGGGUGUUGGGUCUGAGUUUAUUUUUGAUGCUGGUGAAAAUUAGAGUGAGGAAAGGAUCCCUUUUCUACAUCCAACACUGCAGACUCCAGUCAGAGGAAACUUAUUUCUUCCUUUUUGUGACGGUGGAUUCUCUUAAGUGUGUCUUAUGCACAUAAUAGCUGCAGGCAAAAUAAACCCCAUCCCAACUCUGGUUCUACAGUUAAAAUGAACACUGUUGUGCCUUAAUGUCUGAAUAAAUGCAAAUUUGUUUUGUAUCCUUA
Molecule: messenger RNA, 1219 nt
Organism: Pelodiscus sinensis (Chinese soft-shelled turtle)
Lineage: Eukaryota; Metazoa; Chordata; Testudines; Trionychidae
Source: RefSeq, a predicted model, not a curated record